GUUUCUAAGGUCACUGGUGGUGCCGUUGCUAAACUCUGUAAAAUUCGUGUAGUCCGUAAGGCGAUAGCUCGUAUCCUCACUGUUAUUAACCAGAACUACAAGCAAGAACUUCGAAAGUACUACGCUGGUCGCAAGUAUAAGCCAAUCGAUUUGCGCAAGAAACAGACCCGAGCCAUCAGAAGGCGAUUGACGAAACACGAGCAGAGUUUGAAGACUGCUAAGCAGUUGCACAAGCAGCGUGCUUUCCCAAUGAGGAAAUUCGCUGUCAAAGUAUGA
Molecule: messenger RNA, 276 nt
Organism: Angiostrongylus costaricensis
Lineage: Eukaryota; Metazoa; Nematoda; Chromadorea; Rhabditida; Metastrongylidae
Source: the annotation of a GenBank genome assembly